Molecule: messenger RNA, 712 nt
Organism: Juglans regia (Persian walnut)
Lineage: Eukaryota; Viridiplantae; Streptophyta; Magnoliopsida; Fagales; Juglandaceae
Product: LOB domain-containing protein 24-like
Exons: 3
Coding region: 28-543 (171 amino acids)
Source: RefSeq, a predicted model, not a curated record
AGCGGAGGAUGAUGAUUUUGGAGGAAGAUGGUGGUCUUCCUGCGGUUGAGAACAAAGUUGGAACGAAUUUGUUUGAAUGGAGGAUUCAUAUAUGCUUGCAAAUACUUGAGAAGGAGAUGCCCUUCACAUUGCAUUUUCUCUCCCUAUUUCCCUCCCAAUGAUCCUCAAAGAUUCGCUUGCGUUCACAGAAUCUAUGGUGCUAGUAAUGUUGGAAAGAUGCUCCAGAAACUGCCACCACAUCUCCGAGCUCAAACGGCGGAUACUUUGUAUACGGAAGCAAAAUGUCGUAUUCAAGACCCAGUUUAUGGAUGUGUUGGUAUCAUCUCUCACUUACAUCAACAAAUACAUAUUGCAGAAAGCCAGCUAGCUAAAACCCAAGCUGAAAUUGCAGUUCUCAAUUCCAUUGCGCGUGAAGCCCAGGUUCAGGAAAUUGAAGCCGAUUCCAACUUCUUCAACAAUUUAUUGCCGGAAGAGAUCACUGCUGCUGGCCUGAGGUCCUAUGGCUAUGGCCCUCCUUCCACUCAAACUUUCAGGUUUAAUUAAGCAGAACUUGUUUCAAAUGCUGAAUAAUGGUUUGGUUUUUUAAAACCGACUUGUACAUCUUCCAAAUUACUAUUGGUCACAGGUUCACUCAAAUAAAGACUUUCCUGUUGCCAAAAGGGGAAAAAAAAGGGUCUUGAAUUUUUUUUUAAAAAACCAAAUCUUGAUUGUA